Molecule: messenger RNA, 8906 nt
Organism: Solenopsis invicta (red fire ant)
Lineage: Eukaryota; Metazoa; Arthropoda; Insecta; Hymenoptera; Formicidae
Gene: arr
Product: low-density lipoprotein receptor-related protein 6
Exons: 12
Coding region: 848-5752 (1634 amino acids)
Biological process (GO): fatty acid biosynthetic process
Molecular function (GO): 3-oxoacyl-[acyl-carrier-protein] synthase activity; oxidoreductase activity; protein binding
Source: RefSeq, a predicted model, not a curated record
GGAGAAUGUUCCAGAGAACGAGCCCGCCAAAAAGGACUUCAAAAUUGGAUACUGUGAACAUAGGAAAAUCUUAUUCGAUUUCGGACAUUGUCGACAGUGGAUUACACGUUAUCUUCAAACUCGCAAGCUUAAUUUAAUGGAGAGACCAGGAGAGACUACUGAAAACUGUCAACCCUAAAAUGCUCGGCGAUAAUUGAAGAGCGAUGACAUUAUCAACUAUGGAUAAAAAUUCAAAUAAUUGAGUGUCGAUAAAGCAGGACACUGUAAUUAACUUUGUAAGUUUAUUUUUAGAUUCGAUAUGUUUAAUUUUCUAACGAGAAUGCUCACACGAGAUCUUACGAAAUGCUCAUUCUCGAUGCUUGAAUUAAUGAAAGGAAAAAUAAUAUCUGUUUACACAUUUUCGGGUGAUUAAAUGUCAAAUUGCAUUUUUUUUAUAAAUCUUAUUGUCGCUCUUAUUUUGGGACUCUUAAAAUCGAUAUAUAUUUAAUUUUUUAAUUUUUACGAAACAUGUUUUGCAGUUCGACGUCUUUGAAACUAUUUAGAAAAAAAUAAUGUUCUUUGUUUACAUAUUUUUUGGGAGCGUCGAUAAAACAGUGCGCCACUCCGUUUGGAGUCUGGACUGUCUGGAGCCGACAGGAUGGGAGACGCCAGUGACGCCACCGCCGGAGCCGAAGCGGCGCCUCACAAACACUCACAAAUGGCCGGUGACGCGAGGAGGGCGGACGUGAUACCGCCGUUCGGGAGCUGUUCUAUCAUCCACGCGGCGACGAGAUGAUACGCGGUUGCGAAAGCGAUCUGCCCUCGAUCGAGAAUACGUGAAGAGCCCGUAGCUAGAAAUUAAUCCACCAUGAUCACGCGGAACUCCUGGCUCACCAUUGUUUGCCUCCUCUGCUACGGCGUCUUUUCCUGCAAUGGCUCACCUCUUCUUCUUUUCGCCACUCACAAGGACAUCAGAGUGGCCAACAUGUCCCGUGGCAACAAGGUCAAUAUCAUCAUCAAGGACCUGUCGGAAGGUGCAUCCCUGGACUUUUUUUAUGAACGUGGACUGGUUUGCUGGUCCGACAGUGGUCUCGAGAUGAUACAGUGCAUACGCUACAAUGGUACACACACAGGCGAGAGAAUAACGGUGGUAAACUCUAGUCUGAUAUCGCCCGACGGUCUCGCAUGCGACUGGUUUACGGAUAAGCUGUACUGGACGGACGGCGAGAAGAAUCGGAUCGAGGUGACCAGCGUCGACGGCCGUAACAGGAAGGUGCUCUUCUGGACGGAAAUCUAUCAGCCGCGCGCAAUCGCUCUGGCGCCGAUGGAAGGGCUCCUCUUCUGGACCGACUGGGGCGACAUACCUAAGAUUGAACGCGCCUCGAUGGAUGGUAAUCCAAGCACCCGCGAGAUCAUCGUCUCUGACGACAUAUUCUGGCCGAACGGCCUGACGAUUGACUAUGAGAAUAAGCUCGUCUACUGGGCGGAUGGUAGACUAUGGUUCAUCGCCGUCAUGGAUUACAGCGGCAAUAACAGACGCAAAUUGAUUACUCGCGAUCUGGACUAUCCGUUUGCCAUAACGUUUUUCGACAAUCGACUCUAUUGGACUGAUUGGAAGACCUGGUGCAUCCACUCGUACGACAUGAACCAGCCGCAAUCGCAUCCCCGUGAAUUGUUUCAUGGCGAAUACAUACCUGGUAGUGAUAUUGAAGUCUGGGAUGCAAAGAGGCAGCCAGGUGGCAAUAACCCUUGCAGGCACAACAACGGCAACUGUUCUCAUCUGUGUCUUUUGAGCUCAGAGAAACCUGGUUUCAGCUGCGCCUGUCCCACGGGCGUGAAGUUGAUUGACAAUUACACGUGCGCCAGCAGGCCCGAGCAGCUGCUGCUAAUCGUUCAACGAACCGAAAUCUGCCGGAUAUCCUUAGAUUCGCCCGAUUAUACGAACUUUGCAUUGCCGCUCACCGGUAUUAAGCAUGCAAUCGCGAUUGACUUCGAUCCGGUGGACGAAUUACUGUACUGGAGUGACGAACAAACAACCGCCAUCAGGCGAGCUCCUCUAGACGGAUCCAGUCAGCAGAAUGUCAUUUCUACGGAGAUUGCGAAUCCAGAUGGCAUUGCGAUAGACUGGAUCGCUCGCAAUCUCUAUUGGACCGAUACCGGGACCGAUCGAAUCGAAGUGGCGCGACUAGAUGGUAAAUAUCGGCGUGUGCUGGUGAACGAAGAUCUGUCUGAGCCGCGGGCAAUCGCGGUCGCGCCCGAGCACGGCUGGAUGUUCUGGACCGAUUGGAGCGAGAAACGGCCUAAAAUCGAACGCAGCAAUCUCGAUGGUAGCGAGCGUAUCCUACUUAUUACCAAAGAUAUCUUCUGGCCAAACGGUAUCGCCCUGGACUUUGAGCGUAAGAAGAUCUACUGGUGCGACGCAAAGACCGAUAAAAUCGAAGUAUCGAAUAUGGAUGGUACCGAUCGGCGUGAGGUGAUCACUGACAAUCUGCCGCAUCUGUUCGGUCUCACUCUACUGGGCGAUUACCUCUACUGGACCGACUGGCAGCGUCGCAGCAUCGAUCGGGCACACAAGCUCACUGGUAGCGAUCGUGAAAUCAUUGUUGAUCAGGUGCCAAACGUGAUGGGAAUCAAAGCUGUGCAUCUUGGCCGAGUGAAUGUCAGCAAUUCACCAUGCGCACGCGACAAUGGUGGAUGCAGCCAUCUGUGCUUCAACAGACCCAACAACAGGUAUGUCUGCGCCUGCCAGAUGGGCUACGAAUUGACCAAGGACAAGCGCACGUGCGUUGUACCGGAUGCCUUUUUGCUGUUUUCCAGAAGAGAGAAUCUUGGCCGAAUCAGUAUCGAAAACGUCAACAAUGAUAAUAUCAUACCUGUUACCGGUAUCAAAGACGCCAGCGCUAUAGACUUUGACUUGUCCGAGAACCGCAUUUAUUGGACGGAUAUUAAGCUAAAAACCAUCACACGUGUCUUCAUAAAUGGUUCAGAUAUCGAAAAGAUAGUCGAUCUCGGCUUAGAAUCACCAGAAGGUAUAGCAUUCGAUUGGAUUGCGCACAAUCUUUAUUGGAGCGACACGAUCACGCGUAGAAUAGAGAUGAUAAGAAUAGAAGGAGGUAGCAGGAAAAUACUUGUGUGGCAAAAUCUUAUUGACCCUCAAAACAUGGCUGUAGAUCCUCAGAAAGGACAUCUAUAUUGGGCCGAAUGGGGUAAUGCCGGUAGCAUUGAGAGGGCCUUGUUAGAUGGCACGCAGCGGCAAGUGAUCGUCUCGAACAUUGGUCGAGCGAAUGGUUUGACAAUAGACCAUGUGGGUCGCAAAUUGUACUGGGCAGACAUCUCUGCGCCUGCGAUUGUUUGUUACGAUUUACUGACGCAACGCAAGGAUUCCAUCAUUUCGCAUCACAUAGUCUAUCCGUUCAGCGUUACGCAGUAUCGAGACUACAUCUAUUGGGCCGAUUGGAACACAGGUGAUAUCGAGAGAGCGGACAAACUCACUGGGGCGAAUCGCACCAAGAUCCACACUAAUCUAGCGUCGGUGACGGAUCUAAAAGUGUUUCACGCUUCGCGUCAGGCCGGUUCGAAUCCAUGUGCGAUUGCAAAUGGCAAUUGCAGCCAUCUUUGUAUCGCUCUGCCGGGUCUAAACAACGGUACAUCCAUCACUCACAGAUGUGCGUGUCCCACACAUUACAAUCUAGCGCGAGACAAUCGAACUUGUAUGGCACCACGACAUUUCAUGAUCUACAGUCUGAAGACUACGAUCGCACGUUAUUUACCCGAUCAGACGACUGACUGCGCGGACGUGACAUUACGUAUACAAGGUUUGAAAAACGUCCGCGCGAUCGAGUUCGAUCCAGUAACGCAACAUGUUUACUGGAUCGAUGGUCGUGUGACGAUUCGUCGUGCCUUAGAGAACCGGACUCAACAACAGCACAGCAGCUCAGUUGUGGUAUCCAUUGGAAAUGGUCAUUUAUUUGACCUUGCGCUGGACCCACUCGGGAGGCUGCUUUUUUGGACGUGCUCGACGAACGAUGCUCUCAAUGUCACACGUCUGGAUAACGGUUCGGCUCUCGGCGUCGUAGUGAAAGGUGAUGGCGAGAAACCGCGUCAUCUAGCGAUUUACUCGGAACAGCGAUUGCUCUUUUGGACGGAUGUUGGCAAGAAGCGGGUGAUACGCAGCAAGAUGGACGGCAAGGAGCGCCACGUGAUUGCUAAUGAUUUAUCGGAACAGCCCACCGGCUUGACAGUAGAUACUACAAUGUACAUCGUCUACUGGGCGUCUGGCAAGCAUAUUGAAUGCUCCAAUUUUGAAGGCGGCAAUCGCAAGCUCCUGGCCUCCACCACGCAGGGCUCCGCAUUGCAUUUGGCUAUCCUGUUUGAUUAUCUCUACUGGUACGAUCGUGAUGCACAGGUAAUUGAACGAGUUAACAAGACAUUUGACGGGAGUACUAGGCGAGGCAUGCAUGUGACGAGUCGUAUGUCCUUCACGGAUCUUAUCGCGAUCAACAUGCCUGAAGAUUCGCUCAUGGAGACACACGUGUGCAGCCCGUUCAAUGACUAUGGUGGUUGCUCGCACUUUUGCGUUGGCACCAGUACUAUUGCCGACGAGGCCACUGCGACGUUACCUCGUUGCUCAUGCCCAAAGUCGUUGGUCUUGUCUGACGACGGCCGUACUUGUCGUGCAGCGCCUGUCUGUGGAAACGAUCAUUUCACGUGCGCCGCGCCGAACGCGGCCGUGAGCAAGGAUUGUAUCCCAGCUAUAUGGAAAUGUGACGGCCAAACCGAUUGUUCAGAUGGUAGCGACGAGCUGGGAUGUCCCGUGUGCUCUCGCGAUCAAUUCAGAUGUCAGAAUCAUUGUAUCGAAUUGUCUUGGGUAUGCGAUGGAACUCAGCAAUGCCCGGAUGGUUCGGAUGAGGCACAAUGCUGUCAACCCGGACAAUUUCAGUGUGUCGGAAAUGGUGUCUGCAUUUCACUGAAUUUGCGGUGCGACGGCUGGGAUGACUGUGCCGACGGCAGCGACGAGCUACCAACAAUUUGUCUCAGUGCGCACAAUCCGCACCGCCAGAAUGCCGGACCCGAUAUCAACGAGUCCAGCAAAGUGACUUACAUCAUCACUAUUUUGGCAGUGGUAUUCGUGGUUAUAGCAGGUCUUCUAAGCUACUACUACUGUCGCAAAAGAUUUACCGGAAACGAGGGUCUGCCUGACAUAUUACACGAUUCGGCGGGAGAUCCGCUGUCGCCAAAACCUAGCAAUAAUAGAAUGGUCAAGCCGAUGUUUGUUUCGCAGAAGAAUAGGAAAGAUGCAGGAUCAAGCGGAGGUCUCAAGGUCGGAAUGGAAGCUGUAAGAAUGUCCAUGUUAAAUGGAAGCAGUCUCGGUUCUAGUUAUGAUCGCAGUCACAUUACAGGUGCGUCAAGUUCUACCAGAGGAAGCUCCGCUGGUGGAUAUCCUCAGGAGACUCUAAAUCCGCCUCCAAGUCCAGCUACGAUCGUCAGCUCGACGCGUUGCUCGAGUAGCAAUGCGUCGCGUUAUAAGCCAUAUCGGCACUAUCGGAGUAUCAAUCAACCGCCACCACCGACUCCGUGUAGCACCGACGUCUGCGACGAGUCGGAUAGCAAUUAUCCGGCGCGCUAUCGUUACGAGAGCGAACCAUUUCCGCCACCGCCCACCCCACGUUCCGUCUAUCACAGUGACGCGGCGAUCAGCUGUCCACCGUCCCCAAGCUCCAGAUCGUCCACUUAUUUCAGUCCCCUACCGCCACCACCGUCGCCGGUGCCUUGAGAAGAGUCCUGAAGGUAAAGACGAAUAAAAUUUUGGUGCUUUUACUUUUGUAUUUAUCUUAUUUCAGUAUUUCUCUCAACGCCACUGUUGUUGCCGAUAUUUAAAUUUUAUGGUCAAUUAACUCGACCAUUGCGCAUAGAAGUUUUAAUGAAAGCGCUCAGACAGAUAAUAACUGAGAAUUUAAUGGUAGUUCUUACGGAACAAUAUAAGAGAAAUAUGACAAAAAUAUAUUAGCUUUUAAAGCAAUAUAUUUCUGCCAUAUAGCGAAUUCAAGUGGAUGCGCUAGCGCACACUGAUACAUAUUGAAGACUGUUGUACAUUAAUUUAUAUAAAAAUGUAUGAAAAACAAGCAACUGAAUUUAAAUGCUCGACACGGAUUAUCACAUCGUUUAAUAGAAUGCAUUGCAGUAUUUUAUUUAUAAAGCGCUUGUUUAUAUAUUCUUUACAUCUAUAUAUAAAUUUUUUUUACACUCAGAAUAGCAUAUACAUACACUCUAUACAUAAUACAAACACACACACACACAACUUGCUUUAAUCUGCAGUGUAUUAAUUGAAUUCGCUCUUUAAUUACUCGUUAUCAUAAUAACGAAUGGUUUCGUCAGAAAUGCUAAUUCUUAUAAGAUCAGUGUGUAUAAUUCGUAUGAAGGAUUAAGGUGAAUUGUACAAAUAGAAUGGGGCGGAGCUAAAUCUUAUCUAAGAUAUUUCUCGUGUCACCUCUUGUUUCACGAGUUUUUUAAUCUUGGAUGAAAUUUGAUAAUAAUUUAUGAGAUUAUACCAUACUUUAGACUGAAUUUACGAAUUCUUCCAAAACUGUCAUUAAUUUAUUAAGGUCAUUUUUAGAAAACUUCUAUUACGGAAAGAAAAUAAUUUUAUAGAUACAAUCUUCCUUUUCAAUCUUCUGACUUCGUAACGUAAUAGAAUUUUCAGAGAAAUAAUUUUACAUUUUGAUAUAAUAAUAAUAAUAAUAAUAUUAAGCUAAGACUGUUAGAACAGUCGUAGUUUAAUUUAAAUUUAUAUUAUAAUUAGUAUUAUUUUGCAUAUAAUUAUGUAUGAUAAAAUCAUAUAUAAUUAUAUUAUACAAUUAUAUAAUAUAAUUACAUUAUGUAUUAUAUUAUUGCAAUGGCCUUAAUGAGUUAAAUUUAAAACAACGAGUGGCAAGAUUUUUAGAGUGAUAGAGAAACAUUAUUAUUAUUCGCAUAAGAUUUACUUAUAUGUAUAUUAAUAAUCCAUUGGACUCUGCAUACUGGAACGUGCUGCCCUGUAUCAUUUUCACAUAGACAAAGCGAGAAAAAAGUAUGUUAUUGCUCUGUCUUUUGCAUAGGUGCAGUGAAAGAUUUUAAUCCGCGUUUAGCAAAUAAUUAUAUUCAUUAAUUCAUUAUAUUUAUUAUUUACAUUAAUUAAUUAUAUUCGUUAAUUAUGUUCUGUAUAACAAUUAUGAUAUUGAACAUAUUUGUAUUCAUAGGAUGUAAACUAAAUUUUUUUAUUAGAUUAUAUAGGGGGGAAAGAAUUCUCGGCAUAUUUCGUAACAGAGUUCAAUUUGUAAUAACUAUACCAUUUGUGCCUGCUAUACAUUUUUAUAGUUCGUAAUGUACAGAGAAAAAAAAAUCAUAUUGCAGCAAAUAUUGUAAUGUAAAUAUGUAGUUUAAGCGUAGUUUCUAUGAAAUUACGUUUGCAAUACAUUAUACGUGUAACAAAGAAACCAAUGUACAUGUCUAUAACUUAAAGAGUUAAGGCGGAAUAUUCUAUCUCGGUGGACGCCUCUUUUUUAUUUUCUGCAAGUACUUUAUAGACGUGCAUUUAUUUGUAUUAAUUGUGAUAUCGAAGAAUAUCAUAUUAUUAUUAUUAUUAUUAUUAUUAUUAAUUAUUAUUAUUAUUAUCAUGAUCGUUAACAGCAAUGUGUAUAUGUUAUUCAUAAUUUAAUUCGAUGUGGCAGUUAACCAAAGGCUGCGCGUCUCAUAUAUUUUAUUAAAUUUGACAUUUUCCGUUUUUUUUUUGCUCUAAAAAGGUGACGGUUUCACAUAUAUCGUAUUUGUAAAUUCCCUAACGAGUUUGUGGGCGCAAAAAGGAAAAAGAGCGCCUUCCUGCCAUAAAGUAUUUUUACUACGUUUCCUGUUAAUAUUUUAUUCAUUCGUUCGACCGUUAUCGUUAUCUUACGAAGAUAUUUACGAGACUUCAAUGACAAAUCAUAUUCGUCUCUCUUCAUACACGUACACCUACACUCUCACACAGACUAGAUAUAAUGACACAAAGAUUAUGCGAAAUCUUUGUAGCACUAAUCAAUUCAUAUGAACGUGUAACGUUUACAUUGUAAUUGCGCGCCAUACGCGUCAUGUAUAUACCAUGUUGAUACAGAAACGGCGUAUCUUUAACGCACAUAUUCGUUCCUGUAAAAGCGAAGAUAUACAGCGAGCGAAUGAGCGACGAACGCGAAAUCAGAUAUGCAGAACUUUUUUUCGCAUCCUCUGAGCAAAAAGCAAGAAACAAAAAGCAAAGAACAUAUCGUAGAAUAGUUUUUACCGCUCUCCUACUGUAAGUUCUUUCUCCGAGGAAAACACCAGGAGAAUUAUGUUAGUGAAGAAACAUAGGUGCGAGAAAGUUCCGCUGUUGGUUGUAUAGAAGUCGAGAUUUUUUCAGCCUUCCGUUUUGAUUAGAAAAUCUCUUUUCUCUCUUUUCCUGUUGUCCCCCCAGAUAAAGACGAAUAAUCUUUAUACCUGCCUAUUAUUCAUGGAAAUAAAAAUGUCAAGAUAUCUUUCGAACUUCAACUCGACUUCCGAAUCUCGCAUUCGCCGUUCGUUCGUCCAGCGCUUUAAGCGCAAUCGCUGAAUUUCGGGAAACUGUGCCAUAAAUUGUACGAAUUGUAGUUCUGUAUGAUACGCGUAAUCGUAUCAACCUGUACAAAAUACGCAAACGGAUCGCAAGGACUUCUACGUCGCAUUGCGAUUUCGAAACGGCCUUUUUGAGAGAAAAGAAAAAAAAGAAGAACGUACUAAUAAACUAUUAUUUUUCAUUUCACACGCGCGAAAGACUGAAAGAAAAGUAUAUAUUACUGCCUAUAUUAUUUUUACAUUUCGCAAUUGACGCGCGCGUGCGUCCUCUUGCGUAGUCUAUUAUGUAGCAUAUUUAUACAGUGAAUAAACCUGUUUGUUAACGUAAA